AUGAGGCCAUCUACAUUUGAGACGCGUUGGCAACUUUUGAUGGAGGAAUAUGGGUUACAAGAUCACGACUGGUUGAAUGACAUGUACUCAAUUAGGGACCAAUGGGUACCUGCCUGCUUCCGUGACAUCCCAAUGUGUUGUCUGAUGAAGACUACAUCAAGAUGUGAAAGCUCUAACUCAAGCUUCAAGGUCAACUCUUCUAGCGCUAACACACUAGUUCAGUUCAUGCUAUGUUACGAAACUAGGAUAGACAAUCAGCGUUACAGGCAACGUGUUGCAGAGUUUAAAACUUCAUCUAGUGUAUUCAUGGACAGUACUGACUUAGCUAUUGAGAAGCAUGCUUUUGAGUUGUAUACACAUGCAAUUUCCACAGAAGUAAGAAAAGAGAUAUACAAGGGGAAGCUGUUUUGUUACAUUGUAAACACGGAGGAUUGUAAUGAUGUUUGUGUUUACUAUGUGAAUCAGUUGGACAAACGUAACAAUGCAACCAACACAUUCACGGUUAAACUUGAGUUGAGUAAUCAGCACAUUUUUUGUGUUUACCGGGUAAACAAUAUUGAAAAAAUCCCGGCCCAGUUUAUUGUUAAGCGUUGGCCUAGGGACGUGCUUCCUAAAAGUUUAUUUUCUAUUGAGAGUCGAUAUGGCGUUGACACUCGUCCACAAGCUGUUGCGAGAAGUCAGAUUCUUGAGAUCGUAACUGAAUGUGUGGACGUAUUAAGAAGUGAUGUCGGAGGACAUUCUUCUUUCGCUGAGCAGAUAAAGGAACUGAAAUUCAAGUUACUAAAUGGAGGACCAGUUGAUGACGAAGCCAACAAUCAUAACUAUGCUGCUGUUGAAGAAUUGCUUGGUGUUUCUUUAGAUGGGGACGUAACUCUCAACAAUCCAGACGGGAUCAGGAACAAAGGACGCGGCAAACGCCGACGAUUGUCUAGAGCACCUCAGGAUGGAACGAGCAACUCUGCUGUCAAACCUCCCAAAACACCCAGGCUUUGCCGAACCUGUAUGAAGUACGUGACUGGGCAUGAUUCAAGAAAUUGCAAGAAAAAGAAGAACAAGAAUAAAUCAGGUAACGAGGACGAGGACUCAAGCUCUGCGAGUCAGGAGUCCACUUGA
Messenger RNA from Helianthus annuus (common sunflower), 1113 nucleotides. Its product is annotated as protein FAR1-RELATED SEQUENCE 5-like. Bases 1 to 1113 code for a protein of 370 amino acids. Gene Ontology annotation, biological process: regulation of DNA-templated transcription. The transcript has 3 exons. The record is from RefSeq and is a predicted model, not a curated record. Lineage: Eukaryota; Viridiplantae; Streptophyta; Magnoliopsida; Asterales; Asteraceae.